CACACACACACACACACACACACGCCAAAAACGAAUCCGUGGUCGGGUCCGUGUUAGAGCUCCAUCUCUGUAUGUAAUUAUAGCACGCUUGUAAUCUCCUUAAGGACAGCGGCGGCUUAGGAUUCGUCUUAGAUUUCCCAAGAUGCUCGUUACGCUGCCUUGUGCUCGGAGACGCCACACACAUCUGUGGCCUGGGAUUCCGAAGUGUUGAGUCUGGCAAAGCCGAGGCUGACGGCGAACCCCGUCGUCCGGUCCGCUUCCGCCACCCCGGGCGCGAGCGCUCCCCACCUCCCGCGCGGCAGGAAUCUGGGAUCGACUCCCGGCUCAGCCCGUGCGAGCGCAGCGCGCAGCGGAGGAAGCCGCUCCUCUCGAGCUCCGCGCGCCAGAGCCGCUGCCAAUCCCCAGUUUGUCUCUGCCCGGAAGUUACCAUCAACAGCGCUGGCGUGGACGCUCCCUUCUCUUGGCCUUUCGAGACGCUCUUGCUUCUUGAUGGAGUCGGCGGCUGCUGGGUGAACCGCCGGAGACUGGAAAGCGAUCGAUCGUCCCUUCGUGAGAGGGGAGUCACCUAGGCCAUCCCCUCUGGCUUGGUGGGGGUGCUUUUCCUUCUUUGGCCUGCCACUCUCCACGGGCGAAGAAGAUGCCCCUGCCGUUUGGAUUGAAACUGAAGCGCACCCGCCGCUACACUGUGUCCAGCAAGAGCUGCCUGGUUGCACGGAUCCAGCUGCUGAACAAUGAGUUUGUGGAGUUCACAUUGUCCGUGGAGAGCACUGGUCAGGAGAGCCUGGAGGCUGUGGCCCAACGGCUGGAGCUGCGGGAGGUCACUUACUUCAGCCUCUGGUACCACAACAAGCAAAAUCAGCGCCGCUGGGUAGACUUAGAUAAACCUCUGAAGAAGCAACUGGAUAAAUACGCGUUGGAACCUACCAUCUAUUUCGGAGUGGUGUUUUACGUGCCUUCAGUUUUACAACUGCAGCAAGAGAUUACCAGGUAUCAGUAUUAUCUGCAGCUGAAGAAAGAUAUCUUGGAAGGAAAUAUUCCUUGUACUUUAGAACAAGCAAUUCAGCUAGCAGGCUUAGCGGUUCAAGCUGAUUUCGGUGACUUUGAUCAGUAUGAAUCCCAGGACUUUCUUCAGAAAUUUGCCUUGUUUCCUGUGGGGUGGCUACAAGAUGAAAAAGUGUUGGAAGAAGCGACCCAAAAAGUGGCCUUACUACAUCAAAAAUACAGAGGGCUCACAGCUCCCGAUGCUGAAAUGCUGUACAUGCAGGAGGUAGAAAGGAUGGACGGCUAUGGAGAAGACAGCUACCCUGCAAAGGAUAGCCAAGGAAGUGACAUAUCCAUUGGAGCCUGUCUUGAGGGUAUCUUUGUGAAGCACAAGAAUGGAAGGCCUCCUGUGAUAUUUAGGUGGCACGAUAUUGCUAACAUGUCCCACAACAAGUCCUUUUUUGCAUUAGAGCUGGCUAAUAAAGAGGAGACCAUCCAGUUUCAAACUGAAGACAUGGAAACAGCAAAGUACGUGUGGAGACUCUGCGUUGCGCGGCACAAAUUUUACAGAUUAAACCAGUGUAACCUGCAAACUCAGACUGUCACAGUGAAUCCACUCAGGAGGAGGUCAUCUUCAAGGAUGUCUCUGCCUAAACCCCAGCCCUAUGUGAUGCCUCCCCCACCCCAGCUGCAUUAUAAUGGACACUAUACAGAGCCAUAUGCUUCUUCCCAAGAUAACCUCUUUGUGCCCAACCACAACGGCUAUUAUUGUCACUCCCAGACAAGUUUGGAUAGAGCCCAGAUGGACGUCAGCGGCCGAAUGCGGAACGGCAGCGUCUACAGCGCGCACAGCACCACCUCCCUGAACAACCCGCAGCCCUACCUGCAGCCCUCCCCCAUGUCCUCCAACCCGAGCAUCACCGGGAGUGACGUCAUGAGGCCCGACUACGUCCCCUCGCAUCGCCACAGCGCCCUGAUCCCCCCUUCCUACCGGCCGACCCCAGACUACGAGACUGUGAUGAAGCAGCUCAACAGAGGCAUGGCGCACGCGGAGAGGCAGAGCCACUCGCUGAGAAACCUCAACAUCGGCAACUCCUACGCGUACAGCAGGCCCGACGCGCUGGUCUACAGCCAGCCCGAGAUCCGCGAGCACGCGCACUUCGCCUCCCCGCAGUCGGCGCACUACGCCUUCAACCUGAACUACAGUUUCCACAGCCAGUCUCCCUACCCCUACCCGGCCGAGCGGCGGCCGGUGGUGGGCGCGGUCAGCGUGCCCGAGCUGACCAACGUGCAGCAGCUGCAGGCCCAGGACUACCCGGCGCCCAACAUCAUGCGCACGCAGGUGUACCGCCCGCCGCCGCCCUACCCCCACCCCUACCCGCGGCCGGCCAACAGCACCCCGGACCUGUCCCGCCACCUGUACAUCAGCAGCAGCAACCCGGACCUGAUCACGCGGCGCGUGCACCACUCGGUGCAGACCUUCCAGGAGGACAGCCUGCCCGUGGCGCACUCGCUGCAGGAGGUCAGCGAGCCGCUCACCGCCGCGCGCCGCGCGCAGCUGCAGAAGCGCAACAGCAUCGAGCUGGCGGGGCUGGCGCACGGCCUGGACGGGCUGCGGCUCAAGGAGCGCACGCUGUCGGCCUCGGCUGCGGACGCGGCCCCGGGGGCCCCCGCCGCGUGCGCGCUCCUGGCCGGGGCCCAGCCCAGCGUCUGCGGUGGCGACAGGGCCCAGCAGGACGAGGCCGAGGAGCCCGACGGUGGCGGGAGGUACGGCCACAAGAAGUCUCUUUCGGACGCCACCAUGCUGAUCCACAGCAGUGAGGAGGAGGAGGAGGAGGAAGAGGAGGAGUUUGAGGAGGACCCCAAAGUGCCAGCCUUGCUCACCGCGCAGCCCCAGCCCCGGCUAAUGGGCGCCUACGCCCAGGAGCUGCCCCAGCGCAGCCACCCCUGUGCCGCCGUUGCCUCCGGCCCUUUGCACAUUCUCGAGCCCAAGGCCCACCUCCCCGAGGCCGAGAAGAGGGCGAGGGAUGGGAACCCUGCCCAUGUGAUUGUGGAAGCACAGCACCCCCGAAGAGAGGGGCUGCUGACGCCCUCCAUGUCCGAGUCCGACCUCACCACGUCGGGGCGAUACCGGGCCAGGAGGGACUCUCUGAAGAAGAGGCCGGUGUCAGACCUGCUCUCCGGGAAGAAGAACAUCGUGGAAGGGCUCCCGCCACUGGGGGGAAUGAAAAAGACUCGAGUAGAUGCAAAAAAAGUCGGCCCUCUUAAGUUGGCUGCCCUCAAUGGACUCUCCCUGUCUCGACUGCCUCUGCCCGAUGAAGGGAAGGAAGUGUCCACCAGAGCGACGAAUGAUGAGAGGUGUAAAGUGCUGGAACAGCGGUUAGAACAGGGAAUGGUAUUCACAGAAUAUGAAAGAAUUCUUAAAAAACGGCUAGUUGACGGGGAGUGCACGACAGCCCGACUCCCUGAAAACGCAGAAAGAAAUAGAUUCCAAGAUGUCCUUCCCUAUGAUGACGCGAGAGUGGAGUUGGUCCCCACCAAGGAGAACAAUACUGGCUACAUCAACGCAUCACAUAUUAAGGUCUCUGUCGGUGGAAUUGAGUGGGAUUAUAUUGCCACGCAGGGACCAUUACAAAAUACCUGUCAGGAUUUUUGGCAGAUGGUGUGGGAACAGGGAAUUUCAAUUAUAGCGAUGGUGACAGCAGAAGAGGAGGGUGGAAGGGAGAAGAGCUUUAGGUACUGGCCACGACUUGGUUCCAGACACAACACCGUCACCUAUGGGAGGUUUAAGAUCACAACCCGCUUCCGCACGGACUCCGGCUGCUAUGCCACCACGGGCUUGAAGAUGAAGCAUCUUCUCACGGGGCAGGAGAGGACAGUUUGGCAUCUCCAGUACACAGACUGGCCUGAGCACGGCUGUCCCGAGGACCUCAAGGGCUUUCUGUCAUACCUCGAAGAGAUCCAGUCUGUUCGGCGCCAUACAAAUAGUACAAGUGAACCCAAAAGCCUCAACCCCCCGCUGCUGGUCCACUGCAGUGCCGGGGUCGGAAGAACUGGUGUGGUCAUUCUGUCAGAGAUCAUGAUCGCCUGUCUGGAACACAAUGAGGUGCUGGACAUCCCGAGAGUGCUGGACAUGCUCAGGCGGCAGAGAAUGAUGCUGGUCCAGACCCUCUGCCAGUACACGUUUGUGUACAAAGUGCUCAUUCAGUUCCUGAAAAGCUCCAGGCUCAUCUAAACUCCCACAUCUUCCUAUGGGGACCCAAUCGUAUGAAGCAUUAACAGCUUAAAAAAAAAAAAGUGCUCGCCUAACUUACACUUCUCCUCGAUACUUGAUCACACCAGAAAUCCAUCGGGACAGGAAUGGUGCGGUAUGAGUCGCAGCGCACUGGAGGAAAUGUACCAAGCACAAGGCUGAAGCGGGGGGAUCUGGGACCUGGUGAAGGUGCUGGAGGUGGAGGACUCGGUUUCAAGGGCAUUGUCCUGCCUGCGUCUGUCCAAUUUGCAGCACUUGCACACACAUUUUGGAGAUUGUAUUUUCUAGACAAUUCUAUUGUGCUGAAGCUGUGCUGGACAAUUCUGGCAAUCAUUAAAGCCUAUAGGUUUCUAUCCUAAGCUAGUUUUUGAUGAUGGAAUUUUAUGUUAUGACUAAAAUAUUUAGGGGUUUUCUUAGUGACAAAGUGAACUUUCUGUGGGGAUGAUCCGCAGAUUGAGUUAUUCGUGUAUAGUGUUGUGUUUAAAACCAUGUUAUUAUCUUUUGUUAUUUUAAAAAAAAAACAACUUUGGGUACUCGAUGGUUUAGGUAUCAAGCUGAAACUAUAAGAAGAAUCUGAAAGUAUUAUUUUGAAACAUAGAAAGCAUUUUUAUAUUCAGAAAUUUUUUUAUCCUAAAAAUUCUAUGUAUUUGUACCUUCUAUAUUUUCCAAACAGAGCUCAACUCAUGAAGAUACCGAAUUGAGUCAGUUAAUGUAAAUAAAAGUCGGGAACGAAGGCACAGUUGUUUAAAAUGCAAGAAGAUCAGAUUCACUGUUUUUUCAGUAUUAUUCGUAAGCCUGAAUGAGUUUGCUUUUACUGGUUGAAAAUGAGGUGAAAAACAAUUGCAUAGGAUGGUUUUAAGCACUUUCUCCGUUAAAAACAAAACCUGAGUUUUAAUGUAUGUUUUGCUUUAUUUGAGACAAGAACAGUGGAAACUGGGGUGUGUCUUGUGGAGGAGGACAAGGGUACGUGGGACGAUGAGGACUGGGAAGUAGUGUGUGACGGCACAGCAGGAAGCCUUUGUCUUCACAGAAAUGCAGUAUUAGAGACACCAGGAUGGAGAGCGGGGCUUGAGGGUACGGGGCCAAGCCCAGGGCUUAUCCCAGGAACUCAGGGCCUCCCACUGUCAAUGACUCUGUUUUCUUGCGGUUCUUCCUCUGAAGCCUGCAUUUUUCCCCCCACAAAUGGAGGUUUAUAUUACCAUUCAAAGAAGCCUUGAAGAGGCUUUAUUUUAUUUUGAUUGAAAGAAGGGAAUAGUAAAUAGUUUCAACUCUUCUUCAAAUUCCACAGCCUAAAUUUGUGGGGCCACCAGACAUGGCUGUGGUAUCAGGCGGUGCUUGGAGUUUACCCCCUUUAUCCUCUGGCUUCAGCCCUGGGAUGUUUGAGGUGGUUAGUCUCUUCGCCCCCAGCCCAGUGGGGCCCAGCGAUGGGGCAGAGCCAGGCUGAGUGGAGCGGGGAGAGCAUCGUCUUGGCCGGGCUAACAUGGUGUUGUUCAGUUACUGUUAGCGGGCAAGGGUGAGCUGGUACAGGAGCUGAGGAGCGGUCUCCUCUCCCUGGAUUCUGAGGCUCAUUCCCCACAAGGGAGAGCUUCUAGAAUGUCAUUUCUAGGGUUAUUUCCCCAAAUUACAGUACUCAAAGCAUGUUUCCCAUUCCCAUUUCCUUCUGAGAGCAGUUAAACUCGCUAUCAUAGCAGCUAAAUACACGUCAUCAGCCAUGAGACGGGACUUCCUACGUGUAGGUGGGCCAACUUAACUCCACCCAGCAACCAGCCACUGGGGGAUAAUUCGGACAGUUCUAAUGCAAAGCAAUACUGAAAGUGGGCAUACUUCUUACCUAGGAAUAAGAUACCAAUUUUAAAUCUAAAAUUAUCUUAAAACUUCUGGUUAAAGAAUAAUAGACUCAAGUGAAAAUAUUUGGAGAACAUUGCCCAGAAGAAUAAAGAAGUUUUUAAACUAGUAAUAUUUCCCAUCUCCACACCACUUAAAGGACAAGAGUUUUUCUGAAGCUUUUUGUUUCCCAAUGGUACGUUUUUGAAAAAUGCCUUAUAGGCUUACAUUUUGAAGUGACCAUUGACAAGAACAUAUUGUAAAGGAAAAGUCUAAUUAAAGAGUAAUAUAUGAUA
This is a messenger RNA of Chinchilla lanigera (long-tailed chinchilla), 6354 nucleotides long. RefSeq names its product protein tyrosine phosphatase, non-receptor type 21 (gene Ptpn21). The coding region runs from base 638 to 4216 and encodes 1192 amino acids. Gene Ontology annotation, cellular component: cytoskeleton. NCBI's taxonomy places the organism in Eukaryota, Metazoa, Chordata, Mammalia, Rodentia, Chinchillidae. The transcript has 19 exons. Gene Ontology annotation, molecular function: protein tyrosine phosphatase activity. Gene Ontology annotation, biological process: protein dephosphorylation. The record is from RefSeq and is a predicted model, not a curated record.